AUGAAUGAUCCUAGAGUGGAAAAAAAAAAACUAAUACGAUAUUUUAAUAGAUAUUUGGAUAUAAUACCUACUGUUCACCAAAGUUCAGAUGUUUAUAAACCAGGUUUGAUAUAUUAUUCCUUAAGCGGACUAAGCAUUUUAUAUGAUAAUGAUGGUGACUAUAAGAACUUUGUUCAAGAAUUUAAAAAAAACGGUUCUUCAACAACAAUUAAAAGUUUAUUUAAAAUUUUUGAUAAUAAAAAUGAUCAAAACGCAAUUGCUGGCUUUAUACCCACUUUAACAGUGCUAGAUACUAAACCAAGUAAUUUAAAUUUAUCUGCUACUUUUUUUUCUUUACUUUCAUUGUGCAUACUUCAAGAAAUUGAUUUUUUGAAGGAUAGUGAUAAAUACAAGAUUAAGAAUUUUGUAUCUAAAUGCCAAGAUCUUGAAAAUACUGGUGGGUUUGUCUCCUACUUAGAUAUUUUAGGCAAUCCGAACAAUAGACUUAGUGGGAGCCAAGUUGACAGUAUUGAUUUAAGAUUUUGUUACAUCGCCGUUUCAAUAUUAUAUAUUUGUGGGUGCAAAACUAUAUUAGAUUACAAAAAAUGGAUAGAUACAGAUAAAUUGUUGAAUUUUAUUUUUAUGGAUUGCUAUUGUAAAAAUACAGGUGGGUUUGGUAAUGGUGUUGAACCGCAUGCAGGUUAUACCAGCUGUGCAUUGGGCACUUUAAAAUUAUUAGGCGUAAAAUUACCGACUACGGAAAUGAAAAACGAUACUUUAUCUUGGCUAGUGCACAGGCAACUAACGAUAUUAGCUAACGAUUCCGAAUUAAAAACAGACUCUGAAUGGUACGACAGUAUAGAUUGCGGUGGAUUUCAAGGGCGAGAAAAUAAAUUUGCAGACACGUGUUAUUGUUUUUGGUGUUUGAAUUCAUUAGAAUUAUUAGGUGAUGAAAUGGAAAAAGGCUCGUUUAUGUCAUUGGUAGACUUAAAAGCAGUUGAAUCAUAUUUACUAGACGUCACACAAAAUAAACUACUCGGUGGCUUUGCGAAAAACAAUGCGAAUGACCCUGAUUUGUACCAUUCAUUUUUAGGAUUAGCAGCUUUGGCUUUGAUUAGUGGAAAGUUUGAUAGUGUUUUAUGUGUUCCUAAAGUAUGUUUGAAAUAG
Messenger RNA from Saccharomycodes ludwigii, 1146 nucleotides. It is a transcript of the gene CDC43, whose product is annotated as protein geranylgeranyltransferase type I subunit CDC43. Gene Ontology annotation, biological process: protein geranylgeranylation. The coding region runs from base 1 to 1146 and encodes 381 amino acids. The record is from RefSeq and is a predicted model, not a curated record. NCBI's taxonomy places the organism in Eukaryota, Fungi, Ascomycota, Saccharomycetes, Saccharomycodales, Saccharomycodaceae. Gene Ontology annotation, cellular component: CAAX-protein geranylgeranyltransferase complex. Gene Ontology annotation, molecular function: CAAX-protein geranylgeranyltransferase activity. The transcript has a single exon.